UUCGGGGAGGGGGGCAAGGGAAGAGGGAGGGGCGGACGGAGAAGAAGGGGCGGACUCCGAGCGGCAGCGACGCAAGAUGGCGGCGACCACGGGCUCGGGAGUGAAAGUCCCUCGAAAUUUCCGACUGUUGGAAGAACUUGAAGAAGGUCAGAAAGGAGUAGGAGAUGGGACAGUUAGCUGGGGUCUUGAAGAUGAUGAAGAUAUGACACUUACAAGAUGGACAGGAAUGAUUAUUGGGCCUCCAAGAACAAUUUAUGAAAACCGAAUAUACAGCCUUAAAAUAGAGUGUGGACCUAAAUAUCCAGAAGCCCCCCCAUUUGUAAGAUUUGUAACAAAAAUUAAUAUGAAUGGAGUAAAUAGUUCUAAUGGAGUGGUGGACCCAAGAGUUAUAUCCGUGCUAGCAAAAUGGCAGAAUUCAUAUAGCAUCAAAGUGAUUCUGCAAGAACUUCGACGUCUAUUGAUGUCUAAAGAAAAUAUGAAGCUUCCUCAGCCGCCUGAAGGACAGUGUUACAGCAAUUAAUCAAAAAGAAAAAUCUUCCCCCUUUAUUCAGUUUUAAGCUGUCUUCAUUUUCCACAGUAGUAAAUUUUCUAGAUGCAUCUUGUAGACCUCAAAGUACUGGAAAGGAAGUUCCCAUUCAAAGGCGAUUUAUCUUAA
Molecule: messenger RNA, 655 nt
Organism: Phascolarctos cinereus (koala)
Lineage: Eukaryota; Metazoa; Chordata; Mammalia; Diprotodontia; Phascolarctidae
Gene: UBE2V1
Product: ubiquitin conjugating enzyme E2 V1
Source: RefSeq, a predicted model, not a curated record